UGGGGUUAUAGACACUCAUCCUUAGUGCCUUCAGAGAGUAAAAGCUCUGGAACUGGGGUUGCAGGCAUCUGUGAGCCACCUGAUGAGGGUGCUUGGAGUUGAACCCUAGAUUUCUGGAAGAGCAGAAAAAAACCCUUAACUGCUAAGAUCUUUCUCCAACCCGUUUGCUUUGAGUAACAGGUUACCAAGUACCCCAGCCUGGCCUCAACGCCCCCUAUAUGCCUCAGACUGUCCUCGAACUUGUGAUCCUUCUCCCUCCCCCUCCCCAGAACUGGGAUUACAGAUGUGUGCCACAACGCCUGGUUUAAUUGUUUUCGUUCUUUUCCCUCUCAGCUCUUCCUCAUCAGAGGGUCCUGAGAACCAUCUGUGGCUCCUGGGGAUCUCUCCUGCCCAGGCCUCAGGUACUUCUGGUGUGGAGCGCCGCUGGCACCUGCCCUGGCCCGGCCCCGGCUCUGCUCGGGGCCCCGCGCAGGCCCUGCUCUUCCGGCAUUUAAGGCGCGCAGCCGGCGCGGCUGCAGCUCCGGGCGAUUGAGAGUCACAGCCGGCAGGACGCACGAAUCAGGAUGGGCUGCAGGCACAGCCGGCACAGCCGCGGCAAGCGCGCGGAGAAGGUGGAAGAGACACAGACAGAACUUCUGGAGACACUGGACAAAGAGGGAAGGAUCCUGGAAGGAAGGCAUGAGGAGACUGGGCAAGUCCAGCAGACAUCGAAUGCACAGGAGAAAGAUGCUCUUAGUGACUGCGUCCUAGAGGCCAAAGCCUCAUUGCAGAACACGUGUGCAAUUCAUGUCCCACCACAAGAGGCCAGACAAGCCAAGAUGAACAAGGUGGACGGGUCCAUCCUUAGCCGACUCUAUAGAAACCACAUCCAGGAUUAUGGGAGCCCUGGCCCGUUCUGGGAGCAAGAGCUGGAGAGUCUGCACCAUGUUAUUGAGAUGAAGAAUGAGCGAAUUCAUGAGCUCGAGAAGCAGCUCUUCCUCCUGGAGAUGCUGGCAGCUCCGGAAAGACCUACUUCAGGACCUCGAAAAGGAGUCACAGAAUGGCCACUGCUGCAACAGACGGAGAAGCCACUGAAUAUCUGAGUACUAGAGGCCAGCACCUCCUCCAUCUUACCUCGCCCUCUGAUACACUUCAAAGGCCUCUGCCCUCAGUGUAAAGGAAGGAGCAGGGACUGGGCCUACCAUGGUUCUGAGACUCACUGCUCCCUCCAAAGACUCUGUGGAAAAGAGAGCAAAAGCCACUCCAUUCUUCUCCCAGGAUGGAUGAGGUGGGGGGUGGGGGUGGGGAGAGCUCCUACAAAGCUGGUGGGGAAGCUUGGGGCACCAAGACCACCCCUCAAAGUGCCUUUCCUUAGUCGGCCCAGGGAACAAGCAGGUAGUUAUCUCCGUCCCUUUGCUCUGUCCUCAUGAGAGCAUUCAAGACGUCUCCCAUGGCAGCUGGAGCCAUUUGUACCAUGGGACAAAGAGGGGCAGUCCCAAUCCCAGACCAUCACCUUUGCUGACAAAUCACCAACCUAUCAAGUUCUUAGUGCCACACCCAUAACUCUGACUCAGAGAAAAAACGGUAAAAGACACAAUCCAAGAAAAAGGAACACAGUAUUGUUUUUAAUGAGAGGGGUCUUAACACAUAGCCUAAUCUUGAACUCAAAGUCACUCUGCCUCAGCCUCCUGAGUGCUGGGAACAUGGGCAUGUACUACCACACCCAUAAGGGGUUGAAUCUGCUAUAGAGCUAAGCACUGUUACUAUAUUUAAGUAUAUUUAUCUAAGGUUUUAAUGUGAAAAUUAAUUUUUUUUUGUUAAAAUAAAACUCUAUUUUUCAUGUCCUUUUCA
Rattus norvegicus (Norway rat) is the source of this 1830-nucleotide messenger RNA. It is a transcript of the gene Ccdc69, whose product is annotated as coiled-coil domain containing 69. The record is from RefSeq and is a predicted model, not a curated record. Gene Ontology annotation, cellular component: spindle; midbody. Lineage: Eukaryota; Metazoa; Chordata; Mammalia; Rodentia; Muridae.